Gloeophyllum trabeum ATCC 11539 is the source of this 381-nucleotide messenger RNA. RefSeq names its product endoribonuclease L-PSP. The record is from RefSeq and is a predicted model, not a curated record. The coding region runs from base 1 to 381 and encodes 126 amino acids. Gene Ontology annotation, cellular component: cytosol; mitochondrion. Gene Ontology annotation, molecular function: deaminase activity. The transcript is spliced from 4 exons. Lineage: Eukaryota; Fungi; Basidiomycota; Agaricomycetes; Gloeophyllales; Gloeophyllaceae.
AUGGCCUCCGUACAGAAAAUCAACUCGGACGAGAACCCCAAGCACACUCAUAUUCUCUCCCAUGCCACAAAGGUCCCCGGCCUGAUCUUCCUUAGCGGUCAGACUCCAGUCGGUCAGGACGGCAAGGUCGUCGCGGGCGGGAUCAAAGAGCACACGGCCCAGUGCAUCACCAACCUCGGCAACGUCCUCAAAGCAGCCGGCUCCUCCUGGGAGAACGUCGUCAAAGUCAACGUCUACCUCAAGAACAUGGACGACUUUGGCUCCAUGAACGAGGUCUACGAGAAGCUUCUCCCUGCCCCCAAGCCUGCACGCACUUGCAUUCAGGCCGCAAAGCUGCCUAAUGAUGUGGACGUUGAAAUAGAGGCAAUCGCGGCUUACUGA